This is a messenger RNA of Diaporthe citri, 951 nucleotides long. RefSeq lists its product as uncharacterized. Gene Ontology annotation, molecular function: lyase activity. NCBI's taxonomy places the organism in Eukaryota, Fungi, Ascomycota, Sordariomycetes, Diaporthales, Diaporthaceae. Bases 1 to 951 code for a protein of 316 amino acids. The record is from RefSeq and is a predicted model, not a curated record. The transcript has 2 exons.
AUGUUCGAACACACCAAGCAGUUUCACCGCGUCCCAGUUGGGUUCGGGCCCGCACCCAGCCCAAGGCAGGACCCCUCAGGCAAGCGAUUCGACUGGUCCUCGUCGAAAACGACUACAGUCGGCAUUGUAGUCGAGUGUGACCGGGCAGCAGUCCAGGCAAUACUCCCAGAGGGGUACAAGGUGGAGCCGCCCGCCUCCACGCCCCCGGACAAGGCCAACGUCCUCUUCGAGGUUAUGGAGCUGCGCAACCUGCCCUGGCUCGCCGGCCGCGGGUACAACACAUGGGGCGUGUACAUCAGCGACGUAGUGUGCCACCGCGCCAAGAGGGAGGACGGCUCCCCGUACAAGGGCUCGUACCUGGCCGUCCUCUUCGAGAGCUUCACGGACCCCAUCACCACGGGGCGCGAGGAGCUCGGCUUCCCCAAGGUCUGGGCGGAGCUCCCGGAUGGGUCCGUCACGGACGAGGGCAAGACCCGCGUCCACACGGCCAGCUGGUUCGGCCACGAGUUCCUGCGCCUCGAGAUCCGCGGCCUGAAGGAGCACGACCCGGCGACUGCCCCGGCCCUCACCCGCCCCGCCGACGGCUUCACGCACCCCAGCCAGCACGGCUUCCUCCAUCACCGGUACGUACCCGCCGUCGGUGAGCCCGGCAAGGCGGACGCGAGCUACGCGACCUUCAACCCGGCCCCGCCGGGCAAGGCGCCCGUCAAAAGGUUCUGGGCCCCAUUCCCCAGCCCCGGCCGGAGCCAGCCGGGCAAGGACGUGUCCGCGGGUGUGGCCGGGCCAGAGGUUGACUUUAAGAUCACGCCGGGGACGUUUGAGCAGCUGCCGACGCUGCACAAUGUCGUCAGGGGGCUCGCGGGCCUGCGGCCGGGAAGGGUUCUCGAGGCGGCUGUGCAGGAGAUACGGGGUGCUAGCGAUCUGCUUGCGAAUCAUCGCAUUGAAAAGUGA